AUUUCCGCCCGGGCACUUCCUUCUCCGACUCUACUAUUCUAGUCUUCUGUCACUCACUCUGAGCAAGUCAGAAGCGUGUGACAUAUCAACACUGUUUGCAUGUGCAUCAUGGAUGCUCUUUUGCCCUCCAUGCUUGAGGAUGACCAACAUCUGAUGGGCGAGCCCGCGAUCUGCAUCUUUGAGCAACCCAGGAUGAGAGGAAUGCGCUUCCGUUACAAGUGCGAGGGUCGCUCGGCUGGCAGCAUCCCCGGUGAGAGAAGCACGGACAACAACAGGACGUACCCCAGUCUGCAGAUUUUGAAUUACAGUGGCAAGGGUAAAGUGUGUGUUUAUUUGGUGACGAAGAAUGAGCCAUACAGGCCACAUCCUCAUGAUCUGGUGGGCAAGGACUGCAAAGAUGGCUACUAUGAGGCCGAGUUUGGGCCGGAUCGCAAAGUAAUCGCUUUCCAGAAUCUGGGUAUCCGGUGCGUGAAGAAGCGGGAGGUCAAAGAUGCCAUUUUACAAAGGAUUAGCAGAGGGAUGAACCCCUUCAAUGUGCCGCAAGAGCAGCUGCUGCAGACGGAAGAGUACGACUUGAACGUGGUCCGCUUGUGCAUACAGGUUUUCCUGCAAGAUGAAAACAGCCACUACACUCGAGCCCUCAACACUGUAGUCAGCAACCCCAUCUAUGACAACAGGGCCCCAAACACGGCGGAGUUGAAGAUCUGCCGGAUCAACAGCAACAGUGGCUCUGUCAAGGGAGGAGACGAGAUCUUCCUGCUUUGUGAUAAAGUGCAAAAAGAUGACAUCGAAGUGCGAUUUUUCUCCUCUGACGGUUGGGAGGCCAAAGGCUCAUUCUCUCAAGCCGACGUUCAUCGUCAAGUGGCCAUCGUCUUUCGGACGCCGCCUUUUUACAACACCUCGAUCACCGAGUCAGUGACGGUACACAUGCAGCUACGCCGACCGUCUGAUGUGGAAGUCAGCGAGCCUCUGGCCUUCCGAUAUCUUCCUGAUGACAAAGACCCUUAUGGCAAUAAUAAAAAAAAACGUAGCAGAGAGAACUUAAUGAAGAUGUGGGGAUUUUCAGCUGUGCCCUUUUCUGGCCUGGCUAUGAGUAAGCAAAGGGCUGUGCCACAAAAUACCGGGAAUCAUAUGCAAGACCACAACAUGUACCCCAGGCAGCCUCCAUCUCUGAUGCAGCAGCAGCAGCAGCAACAGCAGCAACCUGUGUUCAACCAACCCUACCAUGCAAAUGUCAGCCAUACCUGGACAAACUCCAACCAAGUACUUCUGAUGGAGACAUCCUCCAGCAAUCCUUCUAAUGUCAUGAGCAAUCUGCCCCAGCCCAAGAGCGCUCAGCCGCAGCAUCAAAACCAUACUUCUGGGUUCCCCGGUGAAAGCAAUGUCCUCCCUGAGCUCUCCAUGAGCGACUUGCAGUGCUUGGACGCAGGUCUUCAAGUUCCUGCGAUGGGCCAGCCUCAGUCCCAUGCGCUCUUCCAUUCGCAGCACCAGGGGGCGGGUCCUUCCUUCAAUAAUCGGGUCCAGAACCACCUUGGGAGCCAGACCCCGGGCUUCCAAAAUGUAUGGAACAAUUUUGGUGCCCUGAAUGCGUUUCAGGACACAUUGCAGAACGCUGUUGCUGCUUCAGAAAAGAGUGCUCAGGGGCUGGGAGCUUUCCCACUCUUGGAGGGGUUGGAAAGGAAUGAAUUUAUGAAGGGCCAAGUAGGAAGAGAACCUCAGACUGGGUUCCAACUGAAGCAAGAGUCCAUGAUGCCGUUUCCUAGAGAAGCCCACGCAAACACGUACACCAACCUUCUCCCGCGUUCCAUGACCAACUGCACCAAUGUGAAUGUUUUAAGGCAAGACGGUGGAAGGAAACCUCACCUCGUCCACCCAAACGUUAAAGACCCUUAUUCUACUAACCACAUGACUUCCGAGAGUCACUUUUCGACUUUGGAUGAGUAUAUCAGACCCAAGACAAGUCAUUCCUCAAAGCAGUGACCGCAAGGAAUGACAUUAACUAAAAAAAUA
This is a messenger RNA of Syngnathus acus (greater pipefish), 2010 nucleotides long. It is a transcript of the gene rel, whose product is annotated as v-rel avian reticuloendotheliosis viral oncogene homolog. Lineage: Eukaryota; Metazoa; Chordata; Actinopteri; Syngnathiformes; Syngnathidae. Gene Ontology annotation, cellular component: cytoplasm. Gene Ontology annotation, molecular function: RNA polymerase II cis-regulatory region sequence-specific DNA binding; DNA-binding transcription factor activity, RNA polymerase II-specific. The record is from RefSeq and is a predicted model, not a curated record. Gene Ontology annotation, biological process: innate immune response; inflammatory response; regulation of transcription by RNA polymerase II.